AUGACAAAAUACGCAUUAAUCACCGGCGCUUCAUCAGGAAUCGGGUACAACCUAGCUGUUGAAUUACUGAAACGCGGGUACAAAGUAAUUGGAUGUUCUCCACCACAAGUCAUAUUCGGUCAAAAGCCAUUAGAAGAAGAAUAUGGCAUCAUUUCAAUCCCACUAGAUAUCACUGACGUCAACAAUAUCAAGUCUGUCCACGAACAAGUGAAACGCAUCACCAACAAUCAAUUAUCUAUCUUGUACAAUAAUGCUGGAAUCUCCAUUGCUGGUCCAGCAAUGGAGAUUGACGAGGAUAAAUUAAACAAGAUUUUUCAAGUUAAUGUCAUUGGUCACAUCAAUAUGACGAAAUGGUUUGCUCCCAUGAUUAUAAACACAAGAGGAACCAUUGUAUUUACAUCUUCAGUUGCCGCUAGAGUACCACUUUCUUGGGUCUCUGCAUACAAUGCGACAAAAGCUGCUAUUGAUGCUUAUGCACUAACUUUACACGGGGAAAUGGCACCAUUUGGCGUUAGGGUGCAUUCAGUUAUAACUGGUGGUGUAGAUACUGCUAUAUGUGAUGCCAAUGUGUGUAGUGCGUUAGGAGAUUCAUACUAUGAUGUUCCAGGGAUUUACGAUUCGAUAAAUGCAUCAGCUAUGAUGAGUCGUGAUUUAAAUAUUUCCCCUCAAAAAUACGCUAAACAAGUGGUUAAGGAUUUGAUGAGAUGGAGAGACCCUGGUUUCAAUUUGUAUCAUGGUGCAAGAAGUUAUUUCUUACAUUGGGUUAGUAGAUUUAUACCUUUAUGGUUGGUUGAAUUUGGGGUUCAAUGGCAUUUCAAACAGGUUAAAGUGUUGAAAACAAUUGCUAGAUUGGCUAAAUUGGGAAGAUUCACCAAAAGAGAGCAAUAG
Lodderomyces orthopsilosis Co 90-125 is the source of this 888-nucleotide messenger RNA. RefSeq names its product Ayr2p (gene AYR2). Gene Ontology annotation, molecular function: acylglycerone-phosphate reductase (NADP+) activity; triacylglycerol lipase activity. Gene Ontology annotation, biological process: phosphatidic acid biosynthetic process; triglyceride catabolic process. Gene Ontology annotation, cellular component: lipid droplet; endoplasmic reticulum. The transcript has a single exon. The record is from RefSeq and is a predicted model, not a curated record. Bases 1 to 888 code for a protein of 295 amino acids. Lineage: Eukaryota; Fungi; Ascomycota; Pichiomycetes; Serinales; Debaryomycetaceae.